Molecule: messenger RNA, 2582 nt
Organism: Blastomyces gilchristii SLH14081
Lineage: Eukaryota; Fungi; Ascomycota; Eurotiomycetes; Onygenales; Ajellomycetaceae
Exons: 2
Coding region: 338-1207 (289 amino acids)
Source: RefSeq, a predicted model, not a curated record
UCUAGAUAUUUCUGAUGCAGAAAUGUAAUAGAGCUUCAACAGGCUAAGAAUGCCUAAAUUUUUGGUAAUAAAUUGAACCUUUGCAGUGCGCCUCGAUACCGGGCUAUCUCCUCGUCUGGCCGCGAGGACACAAUUAGCGUAUUUUUCUGCCACCCCAAUUUAUGACUGCUUAUUGGCUGGAAGUCGUUAAUCUAGCUUGCCUAUUGGCCAUGUCAAGGCGGUAAGGCACGACAAGCCAAAGAACCACAAUUACCCGUCAGAUUUCUCCGUCGAACAUGAUCACACAACAAUCUUCGAAUAAUACAUUGAACAAAUUGUUAUUAUUCAUUCACUCAAUAUGACCUCCUCAGGCCCUUGCGCAGCGUGUAGCUGGACUACUGAACGCCAAAAGCAUUGUAACUACAAAAGCCAUGUCAAUCUAUUCUACGAAGCAGGCGAUCGAGGCGUCUGGUCAUUGGGCUCAAAUUUGAUUCUUAAAGAUCGAGGUGCUAGGCUUCCGACCAUUGAAGUACCAAAUAUUCAGUUUGUGCAGGAAAAGACAUCCAUUCCUGUUCCCACCGUUGUCGAAUCUUGGAACGAAGGCGAACACACCCUUAUCUUAAUGAAGCGUAUUCCUGGCGAGCCCCUCAGCAACGUCUGGCCGCAGCUUUCCACAGGUCAAAAAGAAAUGAUAGCUAGGCAGACAGCUGAGUAUCUGCUAGAACUUCGCAAGCUUCAGUCCGAUAAUAUCCAAGCGCUUGAUGGCCGUCCUGUUUAUUCCAAUUUCCUGUUCAAAGACAAAGACUCCGAGCUUCCUCACGGUCCUCUAGCAUCGGAUGACGAACUCUGGGCUGAUAUGGAGCGUGGGUUGAAAGAAACCAUACCCGAGGCUGCGCGAAUACGACUUCGACAUUGCAUGCCAUCCGCUACGCCUUAUACCUUUACGCAUGGCGACCUCACUAAUGUCAAUAUCAUGGUUGAAAACGGCUCUGUUACUGGCAUAAUUGAUUGGGAGAUGUCUGGUUACUUUCCAGUAUGGUGGGAGUAUGUUUGUACAUCAGUCCCUGAUAGUAUGGAGGACAAGGAGUGGAAGGCUUUGCUACGAAAGUAUAUGCCCGAUCACAGUGUCGCGCGUGAAUUUUGGCUGGAUUAUUAUUAUCUCUGCAGGGAUCCAGAAAGUGAAAGAGCAAUGAAGUUCAUCGAAGAAACAAGGAGUGAGAACCUUUAGGGAGAUAUUUAACCUAUCUCUCUUAAAAGAUCGACGGGAUUUCUUAUCGGUAUCUCAAACACUUCUUUUCUACGUUAUCAUGUCUUGCAUAUAACUAUCCCUAGCAAGAAAUCCCAUACUUUAUGGUAGGAAUGUCUCGGCAAUAGUGAAUUUGUAUCAUGAUUUUCAAUGGGACAGCGAAGUUUUUAAGGUGGCUGGAAAAUGCUGAAGCAACAGUGAUAUGUUUUAUUUACUAGAAUAAAGCUAGACAUGUAUAAACGGGUGACAAAAAGCAAGUUGAUAUGCUAGAAAUAAUAUCAUGUGAACACAGAAGGACACGGAUAAAAAGUGACACAAAAGCCCCAAUUAAUACAAUUUCCUCGUGUUCCAUACCUUUGAACGAGCAAAUGAAGAUUAGCCCUCGUCCAUGAUGGAGAGAGUACGGGAUAUAUCGAUAUAUCUUUGAAGCCGAUAAGCUUAGGCUAUUGAGUAAAGGAAGGAAGCACACCAGAGGCUCAAGCCAGGCCUUUUCCUUUGAGCCUGGCUCUUAGAUUUAGGCCCCUUUCAUAGCUUUGGGCAGUUCGGCACCGCAACUUUCGCAAUUGUCCUUGUAGGUCGGGUUAUUGUGGUUGCACUUGGGGCACUUCAUGGUUGAUGGUUGCGAUGGAUUGCAGCGAAUUUAUUUGGAGCUAGCUGAGGAGAAUAUGAUAGUGGAAUGGAUGGAAUGAUUGAUAGCCCACUCGCCUGGCGAGAGGGCUGUAUUUAUAGGGUCACUCCUGCAGACCUGAACCAACACCCUUGUGGUCAUGGGAGUCAAACAUAUGGGCAGAACUUGAACCAGCAGGUCUUCGCGAUGGUCCACCAGCGCGUUACAAUAAAGGGAUGUAACAUGAUUAAGCGGCUACAGUCAGACUUAAUCCUUGAGGGCCCUGGGGUCCCUUAAGAAUUGAUCCUUUUGGCCCAGUUGUUUUCCAACAGCCACACACAGACUGUCAGCCAAUAGAAUUGAUGGAACUGGCCAGUUAGGUCCACGAAAGUGAUUGCUUCGGGGUUAUGCCUUAAUAUAUCAGGAUUACAGGGUUUCUCUAGCCAGGCAUAAUUCAUGCGCCGAUAUCACACUCCAACUCAUCAGGGAGAAAGUAUGGCUCCUCGAUUAGAUUCGCCAGCGUCAUCUAAGCUCCAAAUCUAUAAGUCGGGUCGGCGGGAAGUCCCAUGAAUUGAGAAAUCAUACCUUCAUAGGAUUUCAAUCGUCGUGGCAGCUUUCGCAACGACCAUGGCGACAGAGACUGUUAUGACAAAGGCUGCCUCGAUUAUGCUGUCGACGACAGGUACAGCACACCCAGCUGAACGAACCUACUCUGAGUAAAAUUGCUUAUUAAACAACGAUAUAUGUUGG